AUGACAUUUUUUAGAAUCAUUUUAUAUUCUAUAGCGUUUAUGAUUACCUCAGGUACAAUUACAAAUCACACAGACUCUCCAUGUACUGCAACAAACCCAAAAACUAACCAGUAUGUUGAUUUACGAGGUCUUCAAAGGACAGAAAAAGAUGGAUAUAAUUGGCUUAUAAAAGAUGAGGAAAAUAACAGGAGUUACAGUAUUAAUAUUUGUGCACCUCUUAUAUUUAACACAACAGAAAUUCAUGAAAUAGAUCAUGAAAAUGUCAGUGCAAUCUAUAUUGAUAAAAAUGAAACGUUUUCAAUUGGAAGCAUACCAUCAAAUAUACACUUUCAAGGGGAGAAACUAGUUCUUCAGUAUGAAAACGGGUCUUUAUGUCCAGGAAAUAGUGCAUUUCGAAAAAGCACCACAAUAAGUUUUAUAUGUAAUCCUCAUAUGUAUAAAAAGCCACUUAUUUUUUUCAUCGCAGAUAUCAAUUCAUGUGCAUAUUUUUUUGAAUGGCAUACUGCUUAUGCAUGUUCAAAGACAUUAAACAAGCAUCUAAUUAAACCUGGCGUUGUUUUUAGUAUUAUUUUAUCAAUUGCAUUCACUGUAUACUGUAUAGGCGGAUGUAUUUACCGGAGUACUAUUAUGUAUGCUAGAGGUUGGAAACGAGUUCCACAUUAUGGGGUUUUUUUUUUUAUAAAAGACAUAGCAACAGCUUUUUUUGCAGCUUUAUGUUCAAAAAUACCUGCCUCAGGCUUUUUAAAACAAGACUAUAAUUACAUAAGACAUAUAGACGAAGAAAACAGACUGAUUGACGAUAUUUUAGUAGACGACUAA
Molecule: messenger RNA, 819 nt
Organism: Pneumocystis jirovecii RU7
Lineage: Eukaryota; Fungi; Ascomycota; Pneumocystomycetes; Pneumocystales; Pneumocystaceae
Exons: 7
Coding region: 1-819 (272 amino acids)
Biological process (GO): vacuolar transport
Source: RefSeq, a predicted model, not a curated record